Anguilla anguilla (European eel) is the source of this 3440-nucleotide messenger RNA. RefSeq names its product phospholipase A2, group VI (cytosolic, calcium-independent) (gene pla2g6). Gene Ontology annotation, molecular function: protein binding. The record is from RefSeq and is a predicted model, not a curated record. The transcript is spliced from 17 exons. NCBI's taxonomy places the organism in Eukaryota, Metazoa, Chordata, Actinopteri, Anguilliformes, Anguillidae. Gene Ontology annotation, cellular component: mitochondrion. Bases 156 to 2528 code for a protein of 790 amino acids. Gene Ontology annotation, biological process: cardiolipin acyl-chain remodeling; positive regulation of ceramide biosynthetic process.
CUAUGGACAAGUUAACUAUACCUCCCUCUUAUUGGUGUACCUCGAAGCCUGUGUAUCUGUUAUCGUGAUUGGUUGCAGUCACCCGGCUGUUGAUGCGCUGUCAAAAAGCAAAGAGUCACAAUUCAGUGGGAGAGAGAUAGAGCGAGAAGGUCAUCAUGCAGUUUUUGGGGCGAUUUGUGUCCAACCUCUUCUCGAACCCGUACCGGGUGAAGGAGGUGCAGCUCUCAGAGUACAGCACUGGGGGUAAAGUGCGACAGCGGGAGGAGGGCCGGAUGGUGCUGUACAGAAACCCUCCCAGCCAGUCCUGGGACUGUGUGCUGCUGUGCCCCGAAACCCCCAGCAUUGCACUGAGAUUAUUCCAGGUGCCCUCUGAGGAAGACGCUCUGAACUGGUUCCCUCAGUACGCCCUCAAACUCCGCCCAUUCUACGAGACCGCCCGCCCCCAGCUCAAGGCUGAGACGCUGCAGACGCUUGCGGACUGCCUGCGCAACCAUCCGGACUGGAGCUCUGCGCACAUCGCCGUGGAAACUGGCCUGAGGGACUGCCUGAAGCACAACUACGUCCUGAGCCAGGUCAACAGCCGGGACGGGGCCGGGCAGACCCCCCUGCACCUGGCCUGCGAGCGGGGGGACUUGGCCUGCGUUCGGGAGCUGCUGCUGCACUGCCAGGCGCACACGGACGUUAGGGACCGCAACGGCGACACGCCCAUGCACUGUGCUGCCAAACAGGACUCCGCCACCAUCAUCCAGGCACUGUGUUCCCGCCCCUGCGCUGGUGUGAAUGAACUGAACGUCGCCGGGGAGACGCCGGUGCACGUGGCCUGUCGACUCGGGAAGGCGGAGUCACUGAAGGCACUGAUUGGAGGUGGCGCCAAGUGUGAUGUCACUGGAGGGCAGGGUUACGCCAUCCACUCUGCUAUGAAGUACAGUGAGAAGGGCUGCGCAGAGGCCAUUCUGACUGCGGAGCCUGCGCAGCUGCAGGCAGAGGACGGUAUGUAUGGAGGAACCCCAUUGCACUGGGCCAAGACCGCAGAGAUGGCUAAAAUGCUACUGGAGAGGGGCUGCUCCGUGAACUACCUGAGCAAAACCGGGGAGAGCCCGCUUCACAUUCUGACCAAGAGGGGGCGCUUCGAGGCCGCCAUGGUGCUGCUCACGAACGGGGCCGACCCCAACCUCCGCGGCCAGGACGGGAACACGGCCCUGCACCUCGCCAUGAAGAUGGAUCACAUGGAGCUGAUAAAGGCUUUCAUUGUCUUCGGGGCCGAUGUGGAAAUCCCCAAUGACCUGGGGGAGACCCCUGGACUGAUCGCCGCACGGACCAGCAAAGGCCCCAACAGAAAGGUUCUGCUCAACAUGCUGUGUAGUGUAGGAGUGGAGCGGUGUCAUCCCCCCUCCCCCGACACCCCUCCCCCGAUCACCAAGAGACCACCUCAGCCGGGCAUAGGAUUUGAGGACAUCAUACAUGUGGCAGCCACAGUUGGGGCUAUAGCUCAUGGCAAAGCAGAGGUGGAUGGUUUCAACAGUGGACGCAGGAAGACGGACAGACUGCUUUGUCUGGACGGGGGAGGCAUUAAGGGCCUGAUUCUGAUCCAGAUGUUGAUUGCCCUGGAGCGGGAGGCCGGCCGGCCGGCGAGAGAGCUCUUUGACUGGGUCUCUGGCACCAGCACAGGGGGCAUCCUGGCUCUGGCCAUAGUGCACGGUAAAUCCAUGGAGUACCUGCGCUGUCUGUACUUCCGGAUGAAGGAGCAGGUGUUUCGAGGGUCCCGCCCCUACGAGUCUGCCCCCUUGGAAGAUUUCCUGAAGAAGGAGUUUGGGGAGAACACCAAAAUGGCCGAUGUCCAGCACCCCAGGGUCAUGGUGACUAGUGUCCUUGCAGACAGACACCCGGGAGAGCUGCACCUUUUCCGAAACUACGAUCCCCCCGUUCUCACCCGGGACCCCCCGUACGCCUCCACUGCCACGUUCCAGCCCCUGACCAUUCCCCAAGAGCAGUGCGUCUGGCGUGCGGCCCGGUCCAGCGGCGCCGCCCCCACCUACUUCCGACCAAUGGGCCGCUUCCUGGACGGGGGGCUGUUGGCCAACAACCCAACCCUGGACGCCAUGGCAGAGAUUCACCAGUACAACAAGGCCCUGAGAGCUCAGGGCAGGGGAGGGGAGGUCCAGCGCCUGGGUGUGGUGGUCUCCCUGGGGACAGGGAAGCCCCCCCAGGUGGCCGUGAGCUCGGUGGACGUCUUCCGCCCAACCAAUCCGCUGGAGCUGGCAAAGUCCUUUGUGGGCGCCAAAGAGCUGGGGAAGAUGCUGGUGGACUGUUGCACUGACUCUGACGGCUGUGCAGUGGACCGGGCCAGGUCCUGGUGUGAGAUGGCAGAUAUCAGCUACCACAGGCUGAGUCCCCAGCUGUCGACGGAGGUGAUGCUGGACGAGGUGAGCGACGCGGUUCUGGUCAACAUGCUGUGGGAGACCCAGAUGUACCUGUACAAGCAGCGGGAGCAGAUCCAGGCCCUGGCACAGCAGCUGCUGCAGGGCUGACGGACGGAGGGACGGACGGACGUACAGACGGACGCACGCACGGACGGACGGACGGACGGACGUACAGACAGACGCAUGCACGCACUGACGGACGGACGUACAGACAGACGCAUGCACGGACGGAUGGAUGUACAGACGGACGCAUGCACGGACGGACGGACGGAGAGAUAGAGGGGGAGGAAGAGGAGAGGGAGAGGCACGCAAGCAGAAGGGGGGUGGGGGGGGGGAGACAGCUACAGAACACAGACGUGAUUCAUUUGGAGCAGUAUAAUGGUACAAACGAUGCAGUUUACAUCGCUGUCCAGAAGCGAAGAGAUAGGCAUGCACAUUGAAAACGUACGCUGUCGACGUCCCUCUGUCCUCCGCGACGUGCUAACAGUGUACACACCUUUUAUCGUAUUUACCCGACUCCUCUUGUUUACAAUUGCACUGGAAAACAGGAAACCGAGAAGAGACUGGUCGUCCGGCGGAGAUUUUUGGGAGUAUGCACGUAGGUCAAAGGUGAAAUGGCUCAAACCCUCGCACUAAUGACGUCUUCCCACCACAUCUCGGUGGCACACUCUGGUCUUUCUCACAAGGUUGCCCUGAUACUUGAGUUACCAUGACAGUGAUGACAAGCUGUUACAGUUGUAUGUACAAAUAAUUUAACAUUGAUAAAUCUGUUAAUAACACACCGUAAACACACAGGCUGCUUUUGUACUCCCUAUAAGUGUAUAAUCCAGAAACAUCAUUUUUAUGCUGUUUUGGGGUGAAUACAUGUGUCGUUUUAGUUUCGUAAAAUGAAGAAAAACCACUUAAGCUUUGAUACAAUGUGUUCUGGAAAUACUAUUUUUUUUAUUGUUUUAGUUGUGCUGCUGUAAUGAAGUGAAUAAUAAAUUACUAUAUACAUUAAAUAUGUAUGUGAAAUCAAAA